Diospyros lotus (date-plum) is the source of this 2857-nucleotide messenger RNA. Its product is annotated as dolichyl-diphosphooligosaccharide--protein glycosyltransferase subunit STT3A. The transcript is spliced from 23 exons. Gene Ontology annotation, molecular function: oligosaccharyl transferase activity. Gene Ontology annotation, cellular component: membrane. Bases 153 to 2525 code for a protein of 790 amino acids. The record is from RefSeq and is a predicted model, not a curated record. NCBI's taxonomy places the organism in Eukaryota, Viridiplantae, Streptophyta, Magnoliopsida, Ericales, Ebenaceae.
CGUAGUUUCACCUUCAAAGCUCCUUCACCAGACUUGCAAAGUCUUCUCCUUUUCAGCGCAAAGACCUUCACAGAGCUCCCCUCUCUCUCCUCUCUCUCUCUCUCGAAGAACGUUCUUUAUCUCUCCAUUUUCGCAGCUUAAGGCGGCCGUCCAUGGCGGCCUCGGAGGACGCCAAAGGAUCGACUCUCCGAUACGCGUUCGGAAGCGUUCUCUCCUGCUUCAUCCUCCUUCUGAUAGGAGUUCUCGCAUUCUCGAUCCGUCUCUUCUCUGUUAUCAAGUACGAGAGCGUUAUUCACGAGUUCGAUCCUUAUUUCAAUUACAGAGUCACUCAGUAUCUCACGAAGAAUGGAAUUUAUGACUUUUGGAAUUGGUUUGAUGAUCGAACCUGGUAUCCCCUUGGGCGUGUGAUUGGUGGAACUGUGUACCCUGGAUUGACAUUGACAGCCGGCACCAUGUGGUGGAUACUUAAUUCUCUUAACAUUCCUCUAUCUGUGGAAACUGUUUGUGUAUUUACGGCUCCAGUUUUUAGUGCUAUUGCUGCAUGGGCGACUUACCUUCUCACUAAGGAAGUUAAGGGUACUGGCGCUGGACUAACUGCAGCAGCUCUCUUAGCCAUGGUUCCAUCCUAUAUAUCUCGAUCCGUGGCAGGCAGUUAUGACAAUGAAGCAGUAGCUAUAUUUGCUUUAAUCUUCACUUUCUAUCUAUAUAUAAAGACAUUGAACACAGGAUCACUCUUUUAUGCUACUUUAAAUGCCAUAUCGUAUUUUUACAUGGUUUGCUCUUGGGGAGGGUAUACCUUUAUUAUUAACCUCAUUCCAAUGCACGUCCUUCUAUGCAUUGUCACUGGCCGCUACUCUUCUAGGCUGUACAUUGCUUAUGCCCCACUUGUUGUCUUAGGAACAUUGUUGGCUGCAUUGGUGCCUGUUGUUGGUUUCAAUGCAGUCAUGACAUCUGAACAUUUUGCAUCAUUUUUGGUCUUUAUUAUUAUCCAUGUGGUGGCUCUUGUGUACUAUAUCAAAGGAAUCCUCUCGCCAAAAAUGUUUAAAGUAGCUGUUACACUUGUUGUAUCUGCUGGCCUCGUGACAUGUGGGGCUGUAAUAGCAAUACUAAUAGCAGUGGUAGCUUCUAGCCCAACGAAAGGAUGGAGCGGACGGAGUCUAAGUCUGCUUGAUCCAACUUACGCAAGCAAGUAUAUACCAAUUAUUGCCAGUGUCAGUGAACAUCAACCACCUACAUGGCCUUCAUACUUUAUGGACAUUAAUGUCUUGGCAUUCCUGGUUCCAGCUGGUGUUAUUGCUUGCUUUUUGCCACUAUCUGAUGCCAGCUCAUUUGUGGUCCUUUACUUGGCAACUUCAGUGUACUUUUCUGGAGUCAUGGUACGUCUAAUGCUUGUACUUGCUCCAGCAGCAUGCAUAACAUCUGGAAUUGCUCUUUCUGAAGCUUUUGAUGUUUUUACACGUUCAAUCAAAUUUCAAUUACCUGGGUUAUCAGGAAAUUCCCAGACUGAUGCAGGGGAAACCAGUUCCGCUAGUACUGAGACACAAAGUGAUGAGAUAAAAAAGACUGAGAAAAAUGAAAAUUCAGCUAAAGAAAGACCUUCAAAAAAGACUGACAAGGUUGAAGAUUCAUUAAGAGAACGACCUUCAAAAAAGAGCAAGAAGAAGGAAAAGGAAAAUGCGGAGAAGACUUCUAUCAGGCAUCGGAUGGAAAAACGGCUUCUUGUUUUACCUCUGGAAGCAUCUGCCAUUGCUAUUUUCUUGCUUGUGUUGCUUGGUGCCUUUUAUGUGGUUCAUUGUGUCUGGGCUGCAGCCGAAGCUUAUUCUGCGCCUUCUAUUGUCCUAACCUCUCAUUCUCAUGAUGGUCUUCAUGUGUUUGACGAUUUUCGAGAAGCGUAUGCAUGGUUGCGCCACAACACUGAGAUGGAUGAUAAAGUUGCAUCUUGGUGGGACUAUGGUUAUCAAACAACUGCUAUGGCUAACCGCACUGUAAUUGUUGACAACAAUACUUGGAAUAACACUCAUAUUGCAACUGUUGGUACUGCCAUGUCUUCUCCUGAAAAGGCAGCUUGGGAAAUUUUCAAUUCGUUGGAUGUGAAAUAUGUUCUUGUUGUAUUUGGAGGUCUUGUUGGCUAUCCAAGCGACGAUAUCAAUAAAUUCCUGUGGAUGGUCCGAAUAGGUGGCGGUGUAUUCCCUCACAUUAAGGAGCCUGAUUAUCUGAGAGAUGGUCAGUACCGGAUUGAUUCACAGGCCACUCCAACAAUGUUAAAUUGUCUCAUGUACAAACUCUCAUAUUACAGAUUUGUGGAGACUGAUGGUAAAGGCUUUGAUAGAGUAAGGCGGACUGAGAUUGGGAAGAAAUUUUUCAAGCUUACCUAUUUUGAAGAGGCAUUCACAAGUCACCAUUGGAUGGUUCGGAUAUACAAAUUGAAACCUCCAAAGAACAGGAUCAGAGGCAAGACAAAGAAAUCAAAAUCGAAGACCAGCUCAAACAGUAGCAGAUCAAGAAAGAAGAACCCUUGGCAUUAAGCAUUAAAAUCGUAGGCCCUUUCUUAGGUCCGUUAAUGUGAUACAUGAUUCUAUGCGCGAUCCGCCUUGGGAUGGACUGAGUGAGAGGGCAUAGUUAACAAUUUUCCUUCAUAGAAAUGAGAAUGACAAAAUUAAAGGUUUUGUAGUCUUUUGAUCUGUACUUCCAUCUCUAGUUUCGAUUUCUUUUUCAAUUUAUGAGUACAGCUAGGAUGAUGGGCUUCUUGACCAGUAGUCAUCUUUUAACAGCCAGUCUUUGUUCUGCGACGGUCAAAUGUUUUAACAUUUUUGGCUUUGGUAAAAUGAAUGGGUUAUGAACUUAUAUUUCUCUUCAA